UAGGAGUUCUGUUCUAGAACAUAGUGGCGAAGAGAGAACUGGCCUUCAGCACCCUUGACCCUGUCCGGAAGUCUCCCUCCUCUUCCCCAUCUCCCAGGCUCGUUGCUGUAACGUGUCCACAUGCCCUAGUUUUUGCACGCUGUGUCUUGACUACCUCUUGGGCUGGAGAGACCAUCAUGCAGACAUCAGAGACCGGGUCGGACACAGGUUCGACAGUGACUUUACAGACAUCUGUGGCUAGUCAAGCAGCAGUGCCUACGCAGGUGGUGCAGCAGGUGCCGGUCCAACAACAGGUACAGCAGGUACAGACAGUACAGCAGGUACAGCAUGUCUACCCGGCGCAGGUGCAGUACGUGGAAGGAAGCGAUACCGUCUAUACCAAUGGAGCAAUCCGAACAACAACUUAUCCUUACACAGAAACGCAGAUGUACAGCCAAAACACUGGAGGGAAUUACUUUGAUACCCAAGGGAGUUCUGCGCAGGUGACCACCGUGGUUUCGUCCCACAGCAUGGUGGGCACUGGUGGGAUUCAGAUGGGCGUCACCGGAGGACAACUCAUCAGCAGUUCUGGAGGGACCUAUCUUAUUGGCAAUUCCAUGGAGAACUCCGGUCACUCAGUGACACACACCACUCGGGCCUCCCCGGCGACAAUUGAAAUGGCGAUUGAGACGCUGCAAAAGUCUGACGGUCUGUCUACUCACAGAAGCUCUCUUCUCAACAGCCAUCUCCAGUGGCUGUUGGACAACUACGAGACCGCGGAGGGAGUGAGCCUUCCUAGAAGCACGCUGUACAACCACUACCUACGACACUGCCAGGAACACAAGCUGGACCCAGUCAAUGCUGCUUCUUUUGGAAAACUAAUAAGGUCAAUUUUUAUGGGGCUACGAACCAGGAGAUUGGGAACUAGAGGAAACUCCAAAUACCAUUACUACGGGAUCCGCGUCAAGCCAGACUCCCCUCUCAACCGCCUGCAAGAAGACAUGCAGUACAUGGCGAUGAGGCAGCAGCCCAUGCAGCAGAAGCAAAGGUACAAGCCUAUGCAGAAAGUGGAUGGGGUUGCGGACGGCUUCACCGGAAGUGGCCAGCAGACAGGCACGUCUGUUGAGCAAACUGUAAUUGCCCAAAGUCAACAUCAUCAACAGUUUUUAGAUGCAUCUCGAGCACUUCCAGAGUUUGGAGAAGUUGAAAUCUCUUCUCUGCCAGAUGGUACUACCUUUGAGGACAUCAAGUCACUGCAGAGUCUGUAUCGAGAGCACUGUGAGGCAAUACUGGAUGUUGUCGUGAAUCUUCAGUUUAGCCUGAUAGAGAAACUGUGGCAAACAUUCUGGCGCUAUUCUCCCUCUACUCCAACCGACGGCACUACCAUCACUGAGCCAAGCAAUCUGAGUGAAAUAGAAAGUCGACUUCCGAAAGCAAAGCUGAUAACUCUGUGCAAACAUGAGUCUAUCCUGAAAUGGAUGUGUAACUGUGACCAUGGGAUGUACCAGGCUUUGGUGGAGAUUCUCAUCCCCGACGUGCUUAGACCUAUUCCUAGUGCCUUGACCCAAGCCAUUCGAAAUUUUGCAAAAAGCCUUGAAGGUUGGCUUUCCAAUGCCAUGAACAAUAUCCCACAGAGAAUGAUACAAACCAAGGUCGCCGCUGUAAGUGCCUUUGCCCAGACUCUGCGAAGAUACACGUCGCUCAAUCACCUGGCCCAGGCAGCUCGCGCAGUGCUUCAGAACACUUCUCAGAUCAACCAGAUGCUCAACGACCUCAACCGCGUUGACUUUGCCAACGUCCAGGAGCAGGCCUCCUGGGUGUGCCAGUGUGAUGACAACAUGGUUCAGAGACUAGAGACGGACUUCAAGAUGACUCUUCAGCAGCAGAGCACCCUGGAGCAGUGGGCCGCGUGGCUGGACAACGUGAUGAUGCAGGCGCUGAAGCCCUACGAGGGGAGGCCCAGCUUUCCCAAGGCUGCCAGGCAGUUCCUGCUAAAAUGGUCUUUCUACAGCUCCAUGGUUAUUCGGGACUUAACCUUACGCAGCGCCGCGAGCUUCGGCUCCUUCCACCUGAUCCGUCUCCUCUACGACGAGUACAUGUUCUACUUAGUAGAACAUCGUGUUGCUCAGGCCACAGGAGAGACACCCAUAGCGGUCAUGGGCGAGUUUGGUGAUUUAAAUGCUGUAUCUCCCGGAAAUCUGGAUAAAGAUGAAGGCAGCGAAGUGGAAAGCGAGAUGGAUGAAGAACUAGAUGACUCUUCGGAGCCGCAAGCCAAAAGAGAGAAAACCGAGCUGAGCCAGGCAUUUCAGGUGGGCUGCAUGCAGCCCGGCCUCGAGAGCGGCGUGCAGCCCGGCCUCCUGAGCCCUAUCCACAGCGAGCACAUCGUCACGAGCAGCCAGACUAUCAGACAGUGCAGCGCCACGGGAAACACGUACACUGCGGUCUAAGGAAUAUUAAAGCGUAUUUUUCCAGCUCACAUUACCCCUGUUGCUAUAUCGGGCUUAAGGUGAAAUUUUAAUAAGCCUGAAGGUCGACUGUUGUCAAAUUCUAUCUGUGCUGAACAUUACCUUUUUGGAGUUGUGAAAUGGAAUGGAUGUAUGUAUUUUGCCAGGUCUUUUUUUUUUUUUAACAAAAAAAAUCAUUUGCCUAUUAAUAAUAAGGUUUUUUCCUUUAGUUUCAGGUGUCAAGAAGGAUUUUUACCACACUUAAUGCCAAUGUGUUUGUUUUCUGAUAAUUAAAAAGUAAUUUACAUUUUUUGUAGCUUAAAAUAUUUUAUUGUUGAUUGUUAGUCUUGGUGUAUGAUUUCAUGUGAAAGUUUUUAAUUAGAUGCACUUCUGUGAAAUAUCAAAAGAAAUGAAUUUCUUUGAUUUACACUGGAGGCAUGCCCAUUUGGCAGCAGAUACAUCGAAUUUGCUUUUGAAAGGUGCUUUUCAUUGGACAGAACCACGAGACACAAUUUCGGUAACACUUUGGUGUGGAGAGAGAGUACAGAGCGUCUUUAUCCUAGUGCUAGAGGAUUGGGCAGGUCAUCUGUUUUUCUCCGGAGGGGGGAACAAAUGGAGCUAGUGCAUUUAUCUGUUCAGAGUAAAUGACAGGACUGCAAGAGAUUAUGCUAAUAUGUACAUAAUUUGUGUACAUAAUUAUUAAACCCUAUUCACGCAAGCUUCCGUUAAACCUUGAAUUUUAACUGUUAUUUGCAUACCAAUUCCUCUGUUUAAAGACUACUGAUUCUGUAUUUGGGACCACUGCACAGACAUACUCUGCUGUCAAGUGGGGCUGUUAUAGUUAGUUACUGAAGCUGAAAAAAAAUGACUUGACUUUUUUUGGUUUUGUUUUGUUUGUUUGUUUUUUUAAGUGUACAUGCUACUUAUGCUGAACUGGACAUACAGGAAACCAUUCCAUUUGGAUGACUUUCUUUUAUUCCAGGUCUUUUUCCUAAUAGUAGUUCACUCUGCUGCUAUUAUAAAAGAAAAUUUAUAGAACGCAAGGAAUGUAGCAACCUGCAUAUCGUUAUUUCCUUUAAAACUAUUUCCUGGUUUCUGAAGUGUGUGGAUUUUACAUUUAAACCGAACCUGAGGGCAGUGUAGCCGGCUCCCCACACUGUUGCUUAACCCCAUUUCUGUAGGAUUUGGAUAGGUGGCUGGACGGACCAGUGCCAUUGAAGAAUGUACAUCAGGGAUCAUCGUACCUCGGCUAUUACAUGGUGCCUUAAAACAGAACUGAAGUUAAGGUUUUAGUAAGGCUUAUUUUGUUCAUGUGAAUUCCUCCGCAAUCCAUUUGACAAGGUGUGCCUGUCCCUUUCAGAGUCCCGAAAUGAGGACAGGUUACGUGCUCUUCAAAGGAGAUGUAGGGCGAACAAAAGCAAAGCAGAAAGACAAAACUCAAUUCCCCUCUCGGAGUGCCCGCGGACGUACUUUUUGUUCAGAGAGCUGACUUUUAUGACUUGAUGACCCAUCAGAUUGCAUAAGGGCGUGGAACAGCGGACUGGUUUUUCACUACCAACUUGUCAUGUACCAUCACCAGUGUCUUAGGCCGUUUUUAGCUAGUUCUCAUGUAAGGAAGUUGACAAAAGAGGCAGGUACUUAUCGAAGUGCAUCUUGUCAGUCUAAACGUUUGUGUCUGCGUCUUGGUGUCUGUGUGUCCACAGCACGCACGCGUACCUGUGGGCGGGAGUCAGUUACAGAGUCAGGUGAGGUCCUAGACAAGACACACCCCCUCAGUCCCAUGUUAAUUGACAUGAAAAGCCAAGUUCUUUUAAAGACUUGAGUUAUAACAACAACAAAAACAGGCACAUCCAUUCAUUUUAACCAUUUUUGAAAAGCUGAUCAGCAAAAAUAAUACAUAAACACAUAAAGCCAAAAAAAAAAAAAACAAGCAAGCACAACGUGACUUAUAGAUUGUUAAUGAGUCCCAUGUUAAACUCAACAUGUUUAUCUUUCCAGUUUUAUUGGGGUGGGGGCGGAGGAUUGGAAAGAAGAGGGUGAGCCAAUCUGUAAAGUUAAAAAUACCAAAUGGCUUAUCGGGAACUUCGCAAGGUGUGCUUUCCCUGCAGGUACCUGAUUGCCUCACACUGUUCACCUAAGGCAGAUCAACAACGUUUCGUAAGGAAACUUUAAAUGUUGUAGAUUAAUUUUUUAAAUGGACUCAACUUUUGUAUGACUCAACUCACUCAUAUAUUUGAAAAGUCUUCGGGAGCAUUCUACCGUCACCUCACCCAAAUAUCAUUCAAAUGACCAUCCCCCUCAUUUUUCUCCUGAAAAGAGGGGAUAGAUUUGUACCAUCGCACAAAAAGGCAAACACACAGAACACCUGCGCCACGAAGAGCCCGCACGUCUGUCUCAUUGUGCGUUAGGGAACGUUUCCAGGCGGAAUUAGUUAGAACCGUAGGAAGGAAGACCCCCUUCAUUUUCACUCUUCUUUCUGAGAAGCUUCUUCACUUUCCUCUCCCGAUCCACCAGCCCUAGACCCGGGCUCCAUCUGUAUCGGACCAAACGUAUUUGCUGCUUUCAUCUUGUUUAUUGAAUGGUUUUAAAUGUAUUUAUUAUCACUGUUUAAUGUUGGGUGUCUUUGUAUCAUUAGAGGAAUCUGAUCACAAUGGGCAAAUUUAGAUUGAUGAAAGGUGGGGAUUGGGACCCUCCAGGAUUCAACAUUUCUUCCACUUGUUGAUGGUUUGAAUGAAUGAUUCUUAUAUUUCAGCUUGACUCACUAAAAAACGUUCUGAACUCCUUCACGAACACGGGAGCGUUCAUCUGUGGCAAGGGCAGAUAGUUUUGACUAACAGACAAGAGAGCGUCUUCAUUCUUUUCUACUUCUGAUGAUCUGUCGUCCACAGUAAGACAGUAUGUGCCCACGUCACGCACAGACAUCUCAACCACUCUUGAGUUGGCAUUGUGAAGUAGAUCAGAGCAUUCAAACCUCAUGAUUUGUACGUUUGUGGAUAUCGGAACAAUCCAAGUAUUGCUUUCCUUUGACAUUUCAUUUUCUUUUUUUUUUUAAUUCAUUGAAACUGUGACUUUUCUACGUGAUAUUGACACUAAUACUCUCAGAGUAGAUUUAUUGACAAGUGACAAGUCUACAUUGUAAGGACUUCUUAACAUUUCUUGACGUUGUAAUCAAACCACUAGUCUUGGAAACUGUCUACACAGACCAAGUGCUACAUUUUCAGCGAGGAAAAUGUAAGGAAGGCAUGUUGGCUAUUUUUAAGUUCUAGAAAAGAUACUUCCGUAUAAGAGGAUUGCGUCUCAUGGGUAUGGUUUGAUCUUCACUUAUAUACUUUGAGAAUCAUAACCUGGAAGGUUUGCGUUCACGAAGCCAGUGAACAAGGGGGUGAAGUGGGGCAACCGUAUCCUCGGAACACAGGGCCCCAUUUUAAAGAUUUUCUUUGGAUAGCAAAUGGCUGGUCACUUUUUCAGGAUUCUCAUCCAGACCAUGUUUGGACUUACUACUUUAAGUCUUACUGCCUUUUCAGAAAUCUGCUUUCCUUUUUGUGCUUUUUCUUGUACUGUAUAGGACGGUUCACGCACCUCUCUUUAGAUGGUGUACUUUAAAAAACAAAAGUAAAUUUUAGAAAAUGGUUUUAACACUGCAAACCUAAAAUUAGUAGUGUGCAACGUUGACUGCCUUUGAUUUGUAGUGGAUGAGUAAAAAUGAACAUGUUUCUUGUGGAAGACGCUGUCAAAGUCAUCUGGGAAUGGCUAUGGUUUCAUUACUGUAAUCAUGAACCUUUUUACAUGAAUGCACUCUUGCGGAGUGCUAAACAUGAUGCAUUUUCAAGUUUGAAAAAAUUCCUCAGAUGAUAUAUUUGAAAUGCCUAAAACGAUGCUGUGCUUGAGACAGUAGUGUAAAAGGGGGGGAGGAUGCGUGUCACUGUGAUGUUGGCCCUCCCUGGUAGACACGAGUAGAACAGCUUUGGCAAGUCACCUUCCUGUACAAUUUGAGGCAGAGUUAGAUACGGCAAACUGACCUUUGUUCCAACCUUCUCUCCCCCCAAAUUCCUGGUGAGAAAACCACUCUCAGAAAAUCGAAAUCAGGACUCAAUCACAGCAGAACUUGGGGGAGAGAGAGGGCUUGACAUGCAGUGCUAUGAAAAUUGGGCUUGUCACUCGAUCAGAUCAACCUCCAUGUGUAUCAAUGAAUGGAAUCCUAGUAUUUCUGCAAGUUUGGUGAUUAAAAAAAAAAAAAAACUGGAAUAGAAGCAUUAACUCAGUGCUUAGUUCUAGUAUUAGAAAACCCCUUUGAUGUAAUGCCUUGUAUUAACCCUUUGAGCAUUGUAAGGUAUACAAUGGGGGACAAAAGCCUUUCAGAUCAUUUAUUUAGAGUUAGACCGGUAAAAUAGACUCUAUAUCCAAAUGUCUAAUUAUGCUGUUUUUUUAGAGGGGGGGAGGGGGAGGAAGAGAAAGUGUUUCCAUGCUGAACACUUGCAUUUUAUAUACAACUCUUAAUUUUCUUCUUCAAGAGGGCUUGAUAUAUUUAUUCCCAAAUAUUCACUGCCAUCUAAGUAAGUGUACUGUUUACAGAAAAAAAAAUCAACUUUUCUAGCCUCACUUCAUGACUCUAGAAAAGGGAACCGAUCAUGGGCCUGUACACCUGUGUCAUAACUGAUCUCUGCACAUUGAACGUACCUAGAUUGCCUUUAAAAGGUAUGAUAAAGAAAGGGUUACAUUUCUUUCUUUUUUUUUUUUUCCCCAAAACAAAACAAAAAGAUCUCGUUAAUUUAGCUUUAGAAAGUACAGUUAUGAAGCGAAGCCUUAGGAAGAAAUGAGUUCCAGUGGAUGAAGCGAAGCUGAACUCGUUGGGGGCAGGUAAGGUCUUUGGAGUUAGAUCUCUCAUAAAAUAGCAUUUGGGAACUUCAUACAGGGCAUAAUCUUAAUCUAUGCUCCGAACCUUUUACCACUUUGUCAAACAAUUAGACAUAGAUAGAAUGGAGAGCAAAGCACUUGACUUUCAGCUCAUGUGUCCGGAAAUGCCAUGGCGGCUGCUUCUGAGACCCGUAAGUGCCAGCCCGCCUGUACGCUGCCGACUUGGCUCAAGGGGCGCUCUGCGUGCACCUGUCCCCCUCUGUCCCCCGCGCGACGGAGCCUGAGAGCAGUGUCGUCUGCAGAUGUGCACCUGCGGCCCUAGCCGGGCGCGCCUCAGAGUGCUACCUAUUCCGAUGUCUGGUGAAGGGACAUCCAUAGCCUAGUGCAAGGUCACCGUGAACAUUGCUUUCUUUAGACGGUGUAGGAAGUCAGACCAUGCAAAUUACUCAUGUGUUAACACGCAAUACUCAAAGGGUUUUAAGUUAACUCUCUUCUUUUGAAUUCUUCAUGAUGAUUUACUGUAAAUGCUUCUCAGUUUGCAUGCUCUGAUCAUUGCUGCUAGUGAUUUUAUGUGCCAGUAGACCUGAGUUUAGUUUACCAAUUUUACUUAAAUAGUAAAAGCCACUUACAAAGUGACUGCCUAGGAUUUCUUUUUUUUUUCUUUCUUUUGUUUGGAAUAAUUGGUAAUACGUCUUAAUUUUCACAAAUGUGUUUUGUCUCUUCUUUUAUUUGGUUCUGGUAUUUGAUUCUUUUCCCCCCUCCUUCUUUCGUUUGUUUUUUAAAUAAAUUAUGAUGUUGGGAUUGGAAGCCCUGAGUAAUGAAAUCUUUGGUAAGAAUUGUUACGUAGCUUGAUAAUGAGGACAGCAAAUCUUUGUGAGAAGAAUUUUGAUUCCGAGGGAGGAAGGAAAAAAUAAGAACUCCCAUUGACUGUUGAUAACAGAGUAAAUUUUUCCUUCAAUGAAUUAAUAGUUUUGAACGAAUGAUUGCCUUGUUUUAACCUGCUAAACGCAAUUUUAAAUGACCCAAUAAAGGAGGUAUUGAAUUUUAUUCGUUUGAAAAGCAUCUUUUGUACCAAAGCAAAUUUUUUUCUCUACUCAUCUCCAUCAUCAAUUGGGACCCUAUGGUGGUGACCAAUGCGUUGGUUACAGAAACUUUAAGUGAGUGCCUUGAGAAAACUUGGAAAUUUGUGCCUGGGGUGGUAAACUUUUAAUUAGGUUAAUUGUAGUGCUUACCAAUCAGUAAUUCUCCUAUCACUCAGGGCUUUCGUACCUUCUAGGUAAAACUUCUUUCAUUGUGUUUUUUUUUAAAAUACUGUACUUUUUUUUAAGUGCCAUCAUUUAAAUUUCACUUAGUAAGUGGCAGAUUACAUUAUUCAGUCCCACAAGCACAGAUACAUAGUAACACUAGGAGAUAUUUGAACAUUUAUUUUACAAUCGACUGAAUAUAUUAUGUAAAUGAGGUAAGCAACUUUUGUAGAGAUUGUAUGUGUGAGAUAAUGUAAUGUUCUUUUCCAGUUUUUGGACUACAGUUGAAUAAACUUUUUAAUUAUUUAAAAACAUCUUUACCGAAUAACAUGUGAUGGUUUUUUGUAUAAUGUAUUUGAUUUUGUAAAUACGUAUUUCCUGAUGUGAUUUUUGUGAGAAAUGCUAAAUCUUUUAGUAUAUCAUGUCCUCUCAAAAUUGGCAGGAGCUAAGUACUAGUUUGCGGGCGAUUUGUAUUGUGGACUGUACAGUAACUGGGGAACUUUUAUAAUUAUAAAAAUAUAUAUUAACUUUUA
Suricata suricatta (meerkat) is the source of this 9054-nucleotide messenger RNA. It is a transcript of the gene RFX3, whose product is annotated as regulatory factor X3. Gene Ontology annotation, biological process: regulation of transcription by RNA polymerase II. Gene Ontology annotation, molecular function: DNA-binding transcription factor activity, RNA polymerase II-specific; RNA polymerase II cis-regulatory region sequence-specific DNA binding. The record is from RefSeq and is a predicted model, not a curated record. Lineage: Eukaryota; Metazoa; Chordata; Mammalia; Carnivora; Herpestidae. The transcript has 17 exons. Gene Ontology annotation, cellular component: nucleus. The coding region runs from base 177 to 2426 and encodes 749 amino acids.